Molecule: messenger RNA, 2889 nt
Organism: Rotaria socialis
Lineage: Eukaryota; Metazoa; Rotifera; Eurotatoria; Philodinida; Philodinidae
Source: the annotation of a GenBank genome assembly
AUGCGCUUUGUGUCAUCACCGACAGUACAUAAACUACCUGUCACUAUUAUUAUUAUUAUUAUUAUUAUUAUUAUUAUUGUGUCCUCGUUCUCUCUAACAAUUCUUUCUAUUCAUUGCCAAUCGCGUCGUUUGAUCCUCUGCACGGUACCACCACAUAUACUGUGUCGUCCAAAUACAGUUCGUUAUUCACUUGUUUGUCACGUGCAUGAUCAACGACAACGACGACAUAGAACAUCGAAUAGGUAUAUCAAAGUGUCGUCGCCAACUCUUCGAAAACUUUGUUUACCAUGUAUUACAACACGAAAUAAUCAUCAUAAUCGUCAGCAAUCUAAUAGAACGAAAACAUCCAUAAGUAAUCAGCAACAAAUAAUUAAUUCUCCUACUACUACUGCUGCUGCUGGUACUAAUAUUUCAUCUGAAAACAACAUUAUCGUAUCAUCAUCACAUCGAUUCGAAGUGGCUCCAAGGACACAUCAUUCAAUAUCAACAACGCCGGUGGUGCACAGUAGUGAAUAUUUACAAGAAAACGAUACCAAUCAUUUUCAAGAGCAACAUCAGGAUUUUGAGAUUUCCCUUCAGAAUAAAAAGAUAGAAGAGAAUAAUGAUGAGAUAUCAGUGGACGCGGAAGUAAUACCGACACAAAUAGUUUUAGACUCUAAAUUACUUGCAUCAUCAUCAUUAUUGUCACCGGUCCCUGGAAAUGAAAUAACUAGAUCAAUCGAAAAUGAUACGUGUGAUGAUCAAACGCCACUGCUAACAUCGGAACUUGCCUCUACUAUUGAGGAUUCAUCGGACCGUAAUAGUCGUAAAUAUUCGCUCAAUGCUAUUUUACCCCUCUCACGUUCUCUAAACUCACAUCCGCUUUUCCCCUCAUCGACAACUAAAACUGCCGUCGGCAGUCAAAAUGCCGGUGACGAUGACAAAGGUCGUAAUUGUGUCGAUUUAGAACCUCGUCGCCGAAUUUCAUUUUCAUCGGCACUUCGUCGUAGUUCAAUUGCAAAACAAGCACAAAAAUUUGAGCCAAUAAUUGAUUCUGCAUGCGAAAUUAAAACGAUAUCAACAAAAAAAUCUUCUCUUCCAACUGAUAAUACUAGCAACAAUAAUCACCCAAAUGCAAUUGAUUCGGAUAGUAGUGAUCGCACGUCAUUAUUAAAAUCUGCAAAUUUUUUUUCAAGAAAUCCACUAAAGAAAAAAUCUUCUAGUGUAACACCUGUAAUAGCGACUUAUCGAAAAGAUUUCAUGCAAAGAAUUGAACGUAUCCGCUUCAUUGAUGAUAGUGCUUCGAGCACUACCACAGUAACGUCGCCUGUAGAAAGUGCUGAUCGUUUGAAUAGUCACCAACCAUGUAAUCAUUUAAUCACGAGUGCCAUUGAACAAUUCGAUGAUUAUAUUCGUUCAAGGUACGAUAAUAAUGAUGAAAUUAAUUCAUAUAUUGAUCGUCUUGAUUCUGAUAUAAUUAAAAAUGGUACCUAUUCAGAUCUGAAUAUACUUAAUAGUACCAAUGAUAAUAAUAUACCCAUACAAAAUAGUCAACAACCAACAGUAUUUAAACCGGUGAAAAAUCUAUCAUCUGACUUGGAAACAGUAUGUGACUAUCGUCAAAUAAUGCGUAAUUCAACACCUAUUCGAAUUCCACCACAACCUACAAAACAUGCUUAUCAAUCCGAGAUUUCUAUUCAGCGACCAACAACAAUUAUAACAAAUGGACAUUCACGUUCCAUGGAUUUUCAAUCGAUUCAUCAUAAUAAUAGUAGACAUGAACUUCUUCGACCUAUUGUUACAAAUAAUACAGGAACUAUUUAUGAAACAUCAUCAUCAUCGACUGCUACAAUAACAUCAGCACGUAGCUCUAAUAGUAUUGAAUUCGAUGACGAUAGUAAACCAUCCGGUGUACUUGUGGAUGAUGAUUUUCUUCCGAUGUCAUCACCCGUCGAUGAUCAUUUUUGGGAUAUGACUCAGCAACAAAGUCAUCAUAGAUUCAAUAAUAAUAAUCAUCAUCAUAAAAAAGAAUGUUUUCCAAAUGUUGGUUCAUCACCUGAUGUUGAAGUAAAACAUUUCGAGUUACCACAUCUUAAUACGUUAUCAUCAUCGUUGGAUCAACCUUUAUCGGAAACAUCCUGUGAUGAAGAUGAUGAUAGUACAUUAUUAAAUCAACAAAAAUUUUCUAUACAUGAAUAUAAAUUAAAAGAAUUACAAAGGCCAAUUGUUAUUCAUCAAUCAUUAUUUAAUCCAUCCAUUCAUUCAACGGAACAAAUCAAUCCUAAUGAUGAUCUUAUAUCAAUACCAAUAAGAAAACUUUCUCUAGGAAAACAAAAUGAUGAAUCAUUGUUAGAAAAAUUCGCUUCGGCUAAUAGCGAUGUGAUACAAAUUCCGAUACGGUCUCCACCUUUGCGUACAUCAACAACAAAUGAUAUUAUCUUAUCUACUCAACCACAUCCACAAACUAUCUAUGAAGAAGAUGAUACACAAAGUUCAACCAAUGAUAAUGUAUCUGAUGAAAGUGCUGAUAAUGGUGAAAUUGAUCUUGUACAUGAAUUCGAAUUGUCCCAAAACAACGAACUCAACAACAACAACAACAAUAAUAAUGAUGAUAAUCUAUGGCAUACGAAUGAUCGUGAUGUAUUUAUGAUGCAUGAAAAUGAUCUUUUAUCAGCAUUAGUUACAACACAAACGCAAUCUGCCAAUCGACCAUUACCACCUUCGAUUAUGAAAAUUGCACAAAAUAAGCCUCUUGAUAUUAUUGAUGAACAACAAACAUCACCAAUGAAUAUUCUUAGACCUAAAGUACGCUUUAAUCUUGAUCCACAAUAUGAACGAGAACGUGAAUGGAAUAAAGUUAAUAAACUCCUUGGAAAUAGUGUGGAAUGGACUGAUGAAUUUGAAGUGUAA